Messenger RNA from Humulus lupulus (European hop), 502 nucleotides. RefSeq lists its product as uncharacterized. The record is from RefSeq and is a predicted model, not a curated record. NCBI's taxonomy places the organism in Eukaryota, Viridiplantae, Streptophyta, Magnoliopsida, Rosales, Cannabaceae. The transcript has 2 exons. The coding region runs from base 51 to 437 and encodes 128 amino acids.
AGAAGACAAAGAAGCAAAAAAGGAAUGGUUCACCAAUACCUAAUGCCCGAAUGACACAAGAGAAGUCUCAUCCUUCCCAAAGACUUCCUAGUCAAAAUGAAGUAGUGUCAAUUAAAGCUAGUGCCCCGAUACUCUUCAAGAUUCCUAGUGGGGUUCCUCGCUUUCUCAAGUGUCUACUAACUACCGUGAAGUAUGUGGAGCCAAGUUUCAUGAUCAAAGUUCUGAUCAAUUUUGAGAUAUUAGGCCAUGAGAAUGAUUUAUAUAUCUCACAAGAAGAUAUAGUCCACGUUGGCUUAAUGGAAGAGAUUGGAGCAUCAUGUGUAUCGUUAUAUAUCAGGAUUUUAUACUUCCAAUUAGUGAAAAGAGAGAUCAGUCACUUUUUUCGUUUUGUUGAGCCAAUUUGGUUAUCAAAUGUUGGAUCCACUGAAGAAGAAUGAGUUGAAUGGGUAUCAAAGCGUAUGAUUGAUUCAAAUCCGGGUCAGAUGUGGUUGUUGCCAAAUCA